This is a messenger RNA of Parasteatoda tepidariorum (common house spider), 3028 nucleotides long. Its product is annotated as protein RCC2 homolog. Gene Ontology annotation, biological process: negative regulation of GTPase activity. The record is from RefSeq and is a predicted model, not a curated record. Lineage: Eukaryota; Metazoa; Arthropoda; Arachnida; Araneae; Theridiidae. Gene Ontology annotation, molecular function: small GTPase binding. Gene Ontology annotation, cellular component: membrane.
UUUUCAACGCGUCUUCUCGUUUUCUACGAGACCUAUUUCAAUUGGCGGCAUUUAUAUCAAAUCAAUCCUUCACAUUUUAAAGGCAGUGUUAAAUGUGCAUCGCUAGUUGUAUUACUGUUUACAGUAUUGAUUGUCAAUAUAGUUGUUUCGUUUUGUUUCUGCUAGUAGAUUACAAAGCAUUCUUAAACAAUGAACCCAAAAAAGCGAAAAGCCGAUGAUGAAGAUGACAGCUGCGAAAAUAAAACUGAAUUUUUAAAAGAAGAUGGAAAAAAUGAAAGUUUGGAUGUUUCAAAUUGCGGAAGCGGUGAAUGUGGAAAUUUAACGGAUCAACAAAAAUCGGACAAUGGCGGUUCAAAAGAAGAGCCCGGGACAAGCGAUGGCAAAUGUUCCGAUAAAGAAUCUAAUAACUGUGCUAAUUUAUCGAGUGAUCAACCAGAGAAAAAGAAUAUUCACUUAGCUGGUCCUGAAGCAUCUGGGACACUGUUAUUUUGUGGCGGUACUAAUUGGGAUCUAAUUGGCCGUAAAGAGUUGCCAAAAACUGCUAAAGGAGCUGGUGGCGUGAAUUUGUGGGGACCUCACAGAAUUGCCUCUCUUCAAGGCAUUAAAGUUACCGGUGUCUAUGCUGGUAGCUGUGCUGUACACAGUGUUAUUAUUACUGAAGGUGGUAAACCAUAUACAUGGGGAAGAAAUGACAAAGGUCAGCUGGGCCAUUGUGAUACUAAACGAAGAGACACUCCCACUCUUGUUGAUACAUUAAAGGAUCACAAUAUAAUAUCAGCUGCAUGUGGACGAUCUCAUACUUUGUUCCUUUCAGAAAGAGGUAUUGUUUAUUCAUGUGGUGACAACAAAAUGGGACAGUGCGGAGUGGGAUCCCAGAAUAAUGCUAUCAACAUUCCAACAAAGGUUCCAUUUAAAGGGAAAUCUAUUACCAAAUUAGCUUGUGGUGCAGAAUUUAGUGUAAUCUGUGAUGCAAAAGGGGGCAUGCAUAGCUUUGGAUUGCCAGAAUAUGGACAAUUGGGACAUAAUUCUGAUGGAAAAUAUUUUGUAACCAGUAACAAGUUAUCCUUUAGAUGUGAAGUUGUGCCUAGACGCAUAAUAGCAUUCAUUGAAAAGACACGCGAAGGACAUGUUACUCUUGUUGAUGAUGUUCAUAUUAUUGAUGUGGCAUGUGGAAUUAAUCAUAGUGUGGCAAUUGAUUCUAAAAAGCGAUGCUUUUCAUGGGGAUUUGGUGGGUAUGGCAGACUCGGUCACGCUGAACAAAAAGAUGAGAUGGUGCCGAGACUUAUAAAAUCGUUUGAUGGUCCCAAUCGAGGUGUGAAAAAAGCUUUUGCUGGUGGUACUUACAGUAUGGCUGUGAAUGAAUUUGAUGUUUUGUAUUUCUGGGGCCAAAACCGAAGAUCUGGAGAGGCAACCAUGUAUCCCAAACCAGUUCCAGAUCUUGUGGGAUGGUCAGUGCGUGAUGUUGGUUGUUCAAACACUUCAGUUGUAUGUGUUGCUGAUGAGAGUGUUAUAUCAUGGGGUGCAAGUCCCACUUAUGGCGAAUUAGGUUAUGGUGAAUCCAGGCCUAAAUCAUCUACUACUCCUCAGGAAGUUAAACCUCUUAAUGGAUUGCACAUUCAAGCUGUUGCUUGCGGCUAUGGACACACUCUUCUCAUAGCCCGUGAUGAAGCAGAAGAAGACCAGAAGGAGCUUAAUAAAUUGCCAGAAUAUUCACCAUGAUAUUCUUUUUCUCCCACACUUUCAUUAUUAAUGUUUAAUUUGUGGUGGGUGAACUUACUAAAAUGUUUCUUUUGUUUUUUUUAAAUCUUUAAGGUUGUAAGGUUUUUUUUAUUUUUGAACAAUUUUUAGCAUUUCCAUUUUAUGUAUAGAAUACUGUGCUUGUUUUUGUGAAAUUAUCAUAUUCCAUUUUUUUAAAAUAUUUAUUACAUUGUAGGGACGGAAAGUUCCUUUUUACUUAACACUGAAAUAUGUUUCAUUUUUUUAAAUUUUUAUUAAUUUCAUAUUUGGAAUUUAUAUAAUUUAUCCCAAAAUCAUUAAAAAGGUGCGAAAAUAGCCCAGUAUAUUUCUGUUAGGUGUUGAUAAAGGCAGGGAAAUUUACAGUUUAUGCUUUGUAGGUGAUUUUAGAAAUGAUACUUAAAAAGAAAAUUAUUUGUUAUUUAAAAUUGUGUGAUUCUUGUAAGUAGUGAAUUCAUUGGUAAAUAGCUUUGCGAGAAGCUAUGUUUUUAUUUCAUUCUCAUUGUGUGUGUUAACUUUGUGCUAAAAGAAUGUAUCAUGACUCACUAAUGUUCUAUUAAAUGUCCUCGUGAAUGGUUUAAAUGUCUUCACAUUCCAUGUUUUUCAACUUUGUUACAUCAUCUUAGUGAGUUUUAAUAAUAUGAAUUUCUAAUUGAUAUCAUAGAUGGCAAUGCUAAAUAACAUUUUAAUAUUCUAAAAGCAGAGAACAGCUGUUUUCAUCAUUUGUGAAUAUUAUGUAUAUAAUAAGGUUGACUUCUGUGAUAUGCACAAACUUAUGGGUACGGUUAAGCUAGCUUAAAAAAUUAUCAAUCAUCUAAAUUGUCUCAUUCCAAGAAUUUCUUUCUUUAAAAUAAUGCUGUUUUUCUGCUUUUAUGUUCUCAAAAAAUGUUUUUUUAAAAAAAGAAAGAUGCAAUCACCGAUGUGCAUUUGAAAUAAAAGCUUCACAAAGUGAAUCACUUUCAAUAUGUUAUCAAUUGAACAACAGUGCAGAAAUUUGUGCUUUUCUGAAAUUAUUCUUUUUUUUUAUAUUCAAAAAGUUGCAAUAUUUAGAGUGUUUUACCUCUCAGCUAUUUAUUUUGAUCUGAGAUAUUCAUCACCAUUGGUGCUUAAUCCAUUAUUUUUGUCAUAAAUUUAAUAUCAAAUUUUUAAAAGUAUAAUGUUGUGUUUUUUAAUCUGUGAAAACUGUUCGUUUUGAAAAUUUUUUUUACUUGUACAUCUUCAACUGUGAACUGGUAUUUGAUAUUACUUACUGUAACCAUUAACUUUAAAACAAUAAAAUUGCUUUUAAAAGUUA